Messenger RNA from Talaromyces marneffei, 1332 nucleotides. RefSeq lists its product as uncharacterized. Gene Ontology annotation, molecular function: RNA endonuclease activity. The record is from RefSeq and is a predicted model, not a curated record. NCBI's taxonomy places the organism in Eukaryota, Fungi, Ascomycota, Eurotiomycetes, Eurotiales, Trichocomaceae. Gene Ontology annotation, biological process: maturation of SSU-rRNA; ribosomal small subunit biogenesis. Gene Ontology annotation, cellular component: preribosome, small subunit precursor. Bases 1 to 1332 code for a protein of 443 amino acids. The transcript is spliced from 2 exons.
AUGGCAGAACCGUCUGCACCAACAAAACAGGUGCACACGAUCGUGCUCGAUGCCGGCCCCAUCCUAAAAAACGUUCCCCCGCUAUCGACAUUACUCGCCCAAGCCGAAGAAUUAGUGACCACUCCAGCAGUGGUAGGAGAAAUCCGUGAUCCCGUUGCUCGAUCCCGCGUUGAGACAUUAUAUCUUCCAUUCUUGAAACAAAGGACACCAUCGCCCAAAAGUGUGCAGGUCAUAAGCGAGUUUGCGCGCAAGACUGGUGAUCGUGCCGUGUUGAGUAAAGUUGAUAUUGAGAUUUUGGCGCUUGCGUAUGAGAUUGAGUGUGAGAGAAAUGGUGGUGAUUGGAGGUUGAGGAGUGUGCCUGGUCAGAAGAGGGUGAAUGGCAAGCCACCCGUUAAGGAGCCAGAGGCAUCGGCAGAAAAUGCUACAACUGAGAAAGAAGUUGGUGAUGAGGCCGCCGAGGGAGCCCCAGGAAAGGAGGAAAUAAACGGUGAAAAUACUACGACAGAUAUUGAUACUGUUGCUGAAGACUUGGCCAAAACAACAAUCAAGGAGGACGUCGCUCAAAGCACCGAAACAACCGAAGCUGCCUCUGAAGAAAUUGUCCCUAAUGUUGAUGGUACAGUGGAAGAUGGCGCGGAAGAGGUUAUUGUUGAGAUCGUCGAAGAUGAAGAGGAAGGUGAAGAUUCAGACGGCGGUGGUGAAUGGAUCACACCCUCGAACAUCAAGAAGAAGCAAGCUCGUGAUGAAGAAGCUGGAUUAUCAGGAUCACCAGAGCCUAAAGUCAUGCAAGUUGCCACUAUGACAACUGAUUUUGCUUGUCAAAAUGUUCUUCUACAAAUGAACUUGAAUCUGCUAUCAACAACGACGCUCCAAAGGAUCCGUCACCUUAGGACAUUCGUCAAGCGUUGCCACGCAUGCUUUUCCAUCACAAAAGAAAUGAAUAAACAAUUCUGUCCUCGCUGUGGAAAAGAUACUCUCACCCGAGUCUCAUGCUCGACUGACGCCAACGGCCAAUUCAAACUCCACCUCAAGAAGAACAUGCAAUGGAAUAACCGCGGCAACGUGUUCAGUGUCCCCAAACCCGUCCAUGGGUCUUCCAAUGGUAAAUGGAAAGGAGGCGGUGGACAAGGAGGCUGGGGCACAGGGCUCAUUCUUGCUGAGGAUCAAAAGGAGUAUAGCCGUGCAGUGACGGAUGAAAAGCGGCAGCAAAGGAGAGAACGUGAUCUUAUGGACGAAGAUUAUCUUCCUGGCAUCUUGACUGGUGAAAGACAUAGAUCUGGUGGUCGAGUUAAGGUUGGAGCUGGUCGUAAUGUCAACUCGAGAAGACGAUGA